Gadus morhua (Atlantic cod) is the source of this 8381-nucleotide messenger RNA. Its product is annotated as protein kinase C beta type. Lineage: Eukaryota; Metazoa; Chordata; Actinopteri; Gadiformes; Gadidae. The transcript has 17 exons. The coding region runs from base 385 to 2421 and encodes 678 amino acids. Gene Ontology annotation, biological process: protein phosphorylation. Gene Ontology annotation, molecular function: diacylglycerol-dependent serine/threonine kinase activity; ATP binding; zinc ion binding. The record is from RefSeq and is a predicted model, not a curated record.
ACCAAGCAGUCGAGGCGCGCGCGAGAAGGAAGGGAAGUGAGAGCAGCGCGAGGCUCGGAGCGCAACUGACUGCCGCACAACAUCAGAUAAGACCGCUAGAUUGUCGUCUUUUUGACCGCUUUUUUCACCCAUCCGACAGGCAACAGAGACAAAUUUCCUUUCGCCUGAGUUCCCUAACCGUCCUGAGCGUUUUUUUCGUUUUGCGGCAUAGCGUUUGUUUUAAAAGGGAUAAAACGCGGGGAUAUCGAUAGUGCCGCUGAAGGAUAUAGUGUCUCUCUGAGCGUGUGUGAGAGAGAGAACAAGAGAGAGAGAGAGAGAGAGAGAGAGAGAGAGAGAGAGAGAGAGAGAGAGAGAGAGAGAGAGAGUGACAAAGAGGAAGAAAGAAUGGCAGACUCGGCGGCGAACAGCGACGGGGACGACGGACCUAGCGGCCCGCCCAAGGGCUUCGCCCGCCAAGGAGCCCUCCGCCAGAAGAACGUGCACGAGGUGAAGGACCACAAGUUCAUCGCGCGCUUCUUCAAGCAACCCACUUUCUGCAGCCACUGCACGGACUUCAUUUGGGGUUUUGGCAAGCAGGGAUUCCAGUGUCAAGUGUGUUGCUUUGUGGUCCACAAGCGCUGCCAUGAGUUUGUCACCUUUUCCUGUCCUGGUGCCGAUAAGGGCCCUGCAUCAGACGACCCGAGGGCCAAGCACAAGUUUAAGAUCCACACCUAUUCCAGCCCCACCUUCUGUGACCACUGUGGCUCCCUGCUCUACGGGCUGCUGCACCAGGGCAUGAGAUGUGACCACUGUUUGAUGAACAUCCAUAAGCGCUGUGUAGCCAACGUGCCGAGCCUGUGCGGCACGGACCACACCGAGAGGAGGGGUCGGAUCCAGAUCACUGCGGAGGUCAAGACCAACGUGCUCACCGUCAGCAUCAAAGAGGCCCGGAACCUGGUCCCCAUGGAUCCCAACGGCUUUUCGGACCCCUACGUGAAGCUGAAGCUCAUCCCGGACCCACGCAGCGAGAGCAAACAGAAGACCCGCACCAUCAAGUGCAACCUGAACCCCACCUGGAACGAGACCUUCAAGUUCCACCUGAAGGACUACGACAAGGACCGGCGCCUCUCAGUGGAGAUCUGGGACUGGGACCUCACCAGCCGCAACGACUUCAUGGGCUCCCUGUCCUUCGGCAUCUCCGAGCUCCAGAAGCUGGGGGUGGACGGGUGGUUCAAGCUUCUCUCCCAGGAGGAGGGGGAGUACUUCAACGUCCCCGUGCCCCCAGAGGGCGAGGAGGGCAACGAGGAACUGCGGCAGAAAUUUGAAAGGGCUAAGAUUGGUCCGAGCAAGCACAACGAGGGCUCGUCCGCCAACGACCCGGGCCGCUUCGACUCCAACGGGAACCAGGACCGUGUGAAGCUGUCCGACUUCAACUUCCUCAUGGUGCUGGGGAAAGGGAGCUUCGGCAAGGUGAUGCUGGCCGAGCGCAAGGGCACGGAGGAGCUGUACGCCAUCAAGAUCCUGAAGAAGGACGUGGUGAUCCAGGACGACGACGUGGAGUGCACCAUGGUGGAGAAGAGGGUGCUGGCCCUGGCCAGCAAGCCCCCCUUCCUCACUCAGCUGCACUCCUGCUUCCAGACCAUGGACCGCCUCUACUUCGUCAUGGAGUACAUCAACGGGGGCGACCUGAUGUAUCAGAUCCAGCAAGUGGGCAAGUUCAAAGAGCCGCACGCAGUGUUCUACGCUGCGGAGAUAGCCAUCGGGCUGUUCUUCCUCCACCUUAAGGGCAUUAUCUACAGGGACCUGAAGCUGGACAACGUGAUGCUGGACGCUGAGGGCCACAUCAAGAUCGCCGACUUCGGCAUGUGUAAGGAGAACAUGCUGGACGGAGUCACCACCAAGACCUUCUGCGGGACCCCCGACUACAUCGCCCCCGAGAUCAUAGCCUACCAGCCCUACGGCCGGUCGGUGGACUGGUGGGCCUUCGGCGUGCUGCUCUACGAGAUGCUGGCCGGACAGCCUCCGUUUGACGGGGAGGAUGAGGACGAGCUGUUCCAGUCCAUCAUGGAGCACCAUGUCUCCUACCCCAAGUCCAUGUCCAAGGAGGCCGUCGCCAUCUGCAAAGGGCUGAUGACCAAGCACCCGGGGAAGAGGCUGGGCUGCGGGCCUGAGGGGGAGCGAGACAUCCGGGACCACGGCUUCUUCCGCUACAUGGACUGGGAGAAGCUGGAGAGCAAGGAGGUGCAGCCACCCUUCAAGCCAAAGGCCUGUGGCAAGGACGCAGAGAACUUUGACCGCUUUUUCACACGCCACCCGCCGGUGCUGACGCCGCCCGACCAGGAGGUGAUCGACAACCUGGACCAGGAGGAGUUCCAGGGCUUCUCCUUCAUCAACUCAGAGUUCCCCCCGGGCGAGGCGCGCAGCCCGGCCGGCAGCGCCUGAUCCGCCCCCCCCCCCCCCCUGGGUCUAGACCGGGCGGAACGCACGACAAACACACACAGCAACGACAACACAGGUGUAGAAACGCAUGACACAUACCCAGCACACCCACGGGUGCACUGUCGCCCUCAUACACACACACGCACACGCGCAUACGCACACGCACACGCACACGCGUACAAGCACACAGACACACGCACAAGGAAACGCACACGCACGUACAAGCACACAUGCACACACACACACACACACACAUACACAUAUGCACACAAAAAACAGACACACACAAACACACACACACACACACACACACACACACAAACCGUAGUUGAAAUCCGCUUAGAUACUGUUCAUGCAUACUUAACGUGCAACUUCUUCAUGCAUGCAUGCAUGCACACACACACACACACACCACACACACACACACACACACACACACACACACACACACACACACACACACACACACACACACACACACACACACACACAUAGUCGUACUGGCAUAGCCAGAUGCAAUCUGCAGCAUUCAAGGGUAAAACACACACACACACAUACAGAACCCCUUAUCUUACAUUUGUGGAGUAGGAAGUCCAUGGCCCUGUUUCAAGAUGGUCAGCUGGAUAGGGAUCCAGGGAAAGCCAGGAAUUUCUCUUCAGUUCAGUUACCAUGGCGAACCAUGUUGCAAACCUGGAGCAAACACGAUACCUAGUUAGCUCUGAGAUAAGUGCCCUAACGCUGCAAUGGCCAACUCUUUCUGUCCAUCUCAUUGGUUUAGAUUAACGCCAAAAAACAACUUCAUAUGGUCAAAUGGUUAUGGUUUUACCCCUUUUAAGAAGCCUAUUUCAUCUCUACAAUAAAGUCACCGUGAAGUGUCUAAAUUUAAGUAAUAGGCCAUUGAUACGCUCGCACACUUAGUAAUAGUGUUUUGGACCACGCCUACGCUAUUGAAGCAGCGAUUUACGGGACACUUCUGAGAGAUGAGAUAAUGCUUUGUCCCUUUGCCAGACGUGCGGUGAACAUCCGACCGCAGAGUCCCUCCUCGCUCACUACAGGCCGGGCUACAGGCUCUGGUGGUUGGCUCAUGACAGCCAGAAGUCCUUUUUGAUCUUGGGCGUGGGCCCUAUAGUAUAUCUGACCCAGACUUUGUUGCAUGAAUUCAUUGCAUGUUCAAAUUAUUUCUAGCAGGCGGAAUAGUAAACCAGAGCUUAACCUUUCUUCCAAAAUAAAUAGAUCAAUGGCCUAUUAUCAAACACCUUUUAUUAUUUUACUGACCCAAAUUGAACGAUUGUCUGGCCGACUCUAGACGGCUUCAACCAGCUCCUGCAGAUCCAGUAUUUCCAAGGUGUUGUUAUGCAAAUGAGCCAACGAGGCUUCAACCAAUAGAAAGCAUUGAAAUACCGUCGAUGGCUUGGGGGUUCCCUGAUCGACAGAGGAUGACUUCUGAGGCCUGUCAUGAGCUUUCAUUAUUUAGGUUCAACCCAUCCAAGGCUGAAUAAGCCUUGAUGAAACCCAAAGUCCUGACAGUCCAGGGAAGCGCUCGCUCGAGUCAGAGUUUGUGUUUAAAGGUGGAGCUUGUAGGCUUUAUCGGUAUCAAGCAGCGAGGUGGCACAGCACCACCGACUGAAUACCCCCUCACCCCGCCUGAUCCCUCCCUUUCCAACGAUGCUGGAGGAUCUACCGUUGCCUGUAAGGUGGCGCUACGUACUUCCAAAACGACGCCAUCGUCUACGACAGCAUCAGGCGGCCGAGUGUCGAGUGACGAGGUUCCUCGAUGGAUAGGUCCUAGCUUACGAUCGGGAUAGCAGUUAAAAAUGUGACCUCCCUAGGGUUGUUUGUCCAUUCUGGGCCACCGUAGCACGUGGUUGGGGUGAAAUCCAGCCUCCAUUCGAGAGGACCCUCUCCCUACGUAGAUAGAAAGGGAACUAAAACAACAAUUCCUAUUUUCAUUCAAUUAUACUCAAAUCAAAACAUGAAUAUUGUAUUCCACUUCUGCCAAGUCCGUUCGGCUGGAUGAUAUUCACUCAUACAUUCUAAUUUUAAAUCGCAAUCUCGAAGAUAAUUGCAAUAUAUGUCAGUGAAGUCAAUAUCUAUCGCCAUAGGAGGUCACACAACGAUGAGCCUAUUGCUAACGCGAGCCCUUGCCUUUGCAGUAUUAUGAAUGUUACGAACUCGGUGCCAGUGGAACAUUCCUGCCAUGUUUUCAAAUCCCAAACGGCGGUUUGUUUCGCCUUUAUUCAGUUACUGGCGUGUUUUCCAUAAACCGGCUUAUGGCUUUCCGGCCGGAGCGCUCAUCCACUCACCGACGUUUGAACAGGCUUUGGUUUUUUACGGCCAUAGGCGGCACCAAAAAGAGAGAUGACCACUCGAACCUGAAACAUAUCCCCACGUGCUCCUUGAAACAGGGCCCAUAUCAGCUGGCACACAGCUCAUAACAAUAUCACAAACAAAAGCAUGCAUACAGCAUCGCUUUAAAUACACAACAAAGAAAAUACAGCAUCGAGUAGAUGCACACAUUCGAUGGUACGUACAUACUGUAAAAUCCUGAUUAACUCUGCACUCCCUAAAACUUGGAAUUCAGAUAUUACACACCUAUACACAUACUUAUCUAAUAUAUCUGUGGAAGUGAUAUUAUUUUAUUAUUUUGGGGGGUAGGGGGGGGCGUGGUGGGCUAUUUAGAUCUCAGUAUAAAAUCUCUCUGCUUUGUCAGCCCUUGUGGUUCAUCGUGUAUAUCUCGGGUGUGCAUUUGAUUCUCUGUAUGACCAGUAGUCCCGUGUGUGCUCCUUAUCUUAUUUGAAUGUUGGAGGACUUUAACCUUUUUUUGCAUGAGUUUUUCUUGUUCACUGAUCUGCUUCCCGAGAAUUUUCCAUUUAUUUCAAAUAUAUAGCGUUGAGACAAUGUAGUUUAUCACGGGCUCCUAGUUAGCUAUAGGCAGAUACACAUAUGACUAACAUAUUAUCUACUAUAUUCCUAAUAUCAUGACUUAUCGUAUUCAAGCAAUGGAAGACUAGUGCUUAGUUUACUUGUGUUAGACAAAAGCAUGAUGCGCUGAAACCGGGCAGUAGUUUACAUUGUAACGAUCGUUCCUGUGUGCGUGCGUGCGUACGUGUGUUUCAAUAUGGAUGCAACAGAGGAUUGUGCGUUUGUGUGUGUCAGGACUGUGCAUGUGUGUGUGUGCGUGCGGGCACGUAUGUGUGUGUGUGUGUGUGUGUGUGUUUGAGUAAGGAGCUAGUUCAGUUCAGUGUGAAGCUUCGUUUUGAGGCUGCUUUUUGCGGCCAGCCCUGCUCGAGUCCAACGUGCUGGCCAGCUGGGCUGUGGACAACAUAUUAUAGCAGAGAAAAGCAAUGGUGUAACCUGUCCUGCUGCUAGGAUAAAUGGCUUGCUCAUCUCUUUUAUUACAUUCAUUUUCGUUUUUUGUGCCGGUGCUUUAGGAUUCCAGCCCCAGUCGAUUGGUUUAUUUCAUCCUCACACCUGGGAUUUCUAUUGGUUCUGACGACAAAAGUGUCGCUGGAACAAAGCGCAUUCGAUGCGGUUUUGUUUGGAUUUUAAUUUGCAACCGAAUAUGUGUUUUUUUUUCCACAAUUUUCUGUGUUUUUGUUUUACUACUACCUAGGAUAUUUUGCUGUUGACUUCAUGCCUUCAUGUGUUUCUACCAACCCGAUUUCCUGAAAAGAGACAGUAGAAUGCCAACUUUCUGUGGUCUCCAUGCAUGUGUGUGUGUGUGUGUGUAUCCAAGACAGACAGAGUUACUAGCUGUGAUGGUAGCAGCCAAGGUUAUUGGCUGUGUUGCGAUGUGCUUGCAAGAGGCUCACUUUGGGAAGGUUUGACUCAGUAAGGUGCUGUGCUAUGAAUUUCCCUGUUUGGCUUUUUAUUAUUUUUUGAACAAUAGCUUGGGUAAAUGAAAUGUAUACAUGUGAUGCUUUAUGAUUGGGGCGUUGCCAGCAGGCAACAUUUAUCUUCACGACACCGGUGAUGUUGUUCUGAAACCUACUGUAUAUCAAUAAUUGGGACACGGUUUCGAGAGUGCAACACAUGUUUUCAGGGUUGUGUGCUCACAUACUCUGCACUCUGUCUCGUGUGUGCACCGUUGUCUACUUGGCUUGUGAUGGCACCUACCUAUGAAACGUAUAGAAGAGAUCCCCUCCACACGCACACACAUUAACGGCACAUUCGGACACAGCCAGGCGUCUCACAACAACUUCUUAAACAAAGCCAAGAUGAACAAAUGUUUAGUGUGAAACUGUUGCUGGUGUGUAUGUCUGUUUGUAUACGUGUGUGUGUGUGCGUGCGUGUAUGUGUGUGUGUAGACCAUGCACUCUUAAGUCAUAGCAACAGAAGGUUGGAAUGUGAUUCGUCAAUGGGGCUGAUCUUAAAAUCACAUUGUCACCCUCAGCAUUGUGCGUUGUUAAGAUCCCGGCUGAUAAAUGUGUUGAGGGGCCUUCCACUUCCUCGAGGAACUUCCUUACGAUGCAUAGACCCUUUUGACAGAGGCUUCUUCGUAGGAUAGACACAGGUGUAGCUCAUAACACCGAUUAUACGUCUGCUACUUGUAUGUACCCGGGCACAGGGCGUAGAUUAUAAUCACUAGUUAAGGCCCCCCUCCACAUGACGGUGGAAGGAUAUCAAAAGCAAAAAGGUUUUAUUGCGUUUUUACCCUGCGUCCAUAUGACAACAGAGGUUUUGGGGCCAGCAAACUGAGACUUUUAAAGGAGACAUAUUAUACCACCAGGUGUGAGUGUGAUUAGCCUUACAAGCCGUUUCGAAAAUCUGCCCCUUAUGACAUCACUAGUGGGCGUGUCCUCCUAGAUCUGUGCUGGAUAGAUCAGUCUACCAGCCUACCCAGUGGACUGAAGUUAACGUUGCUCCUCUAUCCAGCACAUAUCUAGGUGGACACGUCCACUAGUGAUGUCAUAUGGGGCCGAUUUUUGAAACGGCUUGUAAGGCUAAUCACACUUACACCUGGUGGUAUAAUAUGUCUCCUUUAAAACCGUCUUCCAGAUUGCAGCCCUUACAUGUGUAAGGGCUGAUGAUCCUCUUCUGUGGAUGCUCGCAGGUUUGAGCAGAAAGGUUACACCUCACCAUUUUCACCCCAUAACCUUCUGUGGGCGAGUGAAGUUCUGAAAACGUUGUGUGGAUGCAAAACCUUUUUCAAAGUGUGUGGGCGGGGCCUGAGUCUAUGACCUGUUUCCUGGUACAUAAAGGGGCAGACCCAUAAUUAGUGUUAUGAGUGACAGCUGUGUUCAUCCUGUGAGGAUGCUUUAUUGGAAAGGGUCUAUUUAUCCAUUGUUGCAUGUCUUGCGUUUUUGUGUGGAAUUAUUGCGUCAUUCACAGUGCUAAUCAUUAUGGAAUUGGGUGAUAUUUUAUGGGAUGAAAUACAUUUACUUUAUCAUGAAAUGCAUCCACUGUAACUAACAACGGAUACAUCAAAGUAAUAUUCAUGCAUUAACCGAUAGAUAUUGAACAAAAUCAAACUGUGUCAAAUGUCCAACAUACAUAUAUAUAUAUGUACAUGUAUAUAUAAUAUAUGUAUAUGCAUAUAUAUAUACUGUAUGUAUAUAUAUACUUUAUAUAGUAUAUGCUGUAUAUAGUAUAUUCAUCCACAUUGUUGUCAAAGAUCUAGUUGAGAGAAGUUGUCUAACAAAGUAUUGUGUGUGUGUAACUUGAGGAAUAGGUAUGUAGGUAUGAGUGUACCUUGUGCAUGCAAAACACAUUUAUUCCACCUUUUUAAAAGUAUUAUAACCAAUCGAUACAAGCUCCACGUACGGCUCUGUUAAUGAAUCUCGCUCUCUCAUGUCUCUAGUGUUUGAAUAAUGUGGUCCAAGCUACUGUCUGUGCACAGAAUACAAUGACAUAUAGAAUGAGACGUCAUUUCCACAAGGCUUUCCAUGUGCCAAAAGCUUUUUUCCAAAAAAUACAAAGAGCAACAGAUGGUAUACAUUGAAAAUAAAAGUAUUUGAAAGAUG